AUGAAUUCUGAUCAUACCCGAAGAAAGAGGAACAAUGCUAAUCCGGUUACGCAACGUUUGAUAGUUCAUGAAACAUUCUCAGACAGCAUUCAAUUGCAGGUCGUACCUCUGAAUCGUGGAUCACUCGAUUGGGAUGAACCUUUUAUAGCUGCAAAUUUAUCGUCUCGUAUCAAUGCGUGUCGUAUUGGAUGUCAAGAUCUUGAAUCAGUGAAUUCCACAUGUGCUGCGCGAUGCAAUUCGUUGAUUGCUCCAGAUAGCUGUCAGCAAGGUUGUCGUGCAAUCGCCGACAUUCUCCUACAUCAUAUACAAGGUCGGUGA
Messenger RNA from Anisakis simplex (herring worm), 318 nucleotides. NCBI's taxonomy places the organism in Eukaryota, Metazoa, Nematoda, Chromadorea, Rhabditida, Anisakidae. The record is from the annotation of a GenBank genome assembly.